AAAGUGAGAGAUAAGAUCAAAUUCAAAUGACACGACAUGACAUGAAUCACAUGAUCAUUAAACUUAAACCUUUAUCAUUUGAAUUAACGAAUGAGAACGACCAUGUCUUUCACGUGGACCUCUGCUCUCAACGUCACUCUUCUGCUUCUCCUCGUUGCCGCAAUUGUUGUUGCUUGUUUAACUCUCCCAGUUGACAAGAUUCUGAAGGACUUAUUGGAAUGGAUUGAUCGUAAUUUAGGGCCAUGGGGUCCACUUGCUCUGAUAGCUGCUUACAUUCCUUUGACUGUCUUGGCUGUUCCAGCCUCUGUACUUACUCUUGGUGGUGGUUAUCUAUAUGGCCUUCCAAUUGGCUUCAUUGCUGACUCUAUCGGUGCAACUGUUGGUGCUGUAGCAUCAUUUCUUCUUGGUAGAACAAUUGGGAAAUCACUUGUCGUUUCUAGGUUGAAGGAUUAUCCACAGUUUAGAUUAGUAACAAUUGCAAUUCAGAGAUCUGGCUUUAAGAUUUCAAUACUCCUUCGGCUUGCUCCAUUUGUACCAUUUAACAUUUUGAAUUACCUCCUAUCUGUGACUCCUGUUCCAUUAGGGGAAUAUACACUGGCUUCUUGGUUAGGAAUGAUGCCAAUAACACUGGCACUUGUAUAUGUUGGAACCACGUUCAAGGAUCUAUCAGAUGUGACUCGUGGUUGGGGCGAGUUCUCAAAAACUCAUUUGCCUUGGAUCAUUUCUGGCCUGGUGAUAUCUGCUUUGUAUGCCACCAGCUCAGUGCUGCAAUGGCUGGGCGGUAGAUGCGUGGCUGAGGUCUUAAGACUUACAUACUCUGUCCAGUGGCUCUAUUUUGUACUCUCUCCGGUGUUAUUAUAAGGUCCAAAUUAAAAGUGUGGCUUGGUCCUUAUUAUAAGUGGUUCUAAUGAUAUGGGUUACUAAAGUUGCGAAGUCUGCUUUAGAUAAAGCCUUGGCAGAAUGUGAAGAUAUGGAUAACACUGCAUCUUCACCAGAGCUACCGAUUGUCACUGAAACUUCAGUAGAUCUCAAUCAGCCUCUCAUAAAUAAGACAAACCAGGAUGAAGGCAAUCUAAAUUCUACUGUGUAAAGGCUUUUUUUUUUUUUUGAAACAGUAGCUGCUAGUGGUGCUUAUUUAUGAUUUGUACAGUUUUGGCCUUAGAAAUGUAAUUUGUGACAUAAAUGGUUAAUCAUACAAUCAAGAUGAGAUUAUUGAAUAUGUUUAAUGGCCGAAAAAUUCAUCAUAUGAACCAUUA
This is a messenger RNA of Glycine soja, 1256 nucleotides long. RefSeq names its product TVP38/TMEM64 family membrane protein slr0305-like. The record is from RefSeq and is a predicted model, not a curated record. Gene Ontology annotation, cellular component: membrane. NCBI's taxonomy places the organism in Eukaryota, Viridiplantae, Streptophyta, Magnoliopsida, Fabales, Fabaceae. The coding region runs from base 91 to 861 and encodes 256 amino acids. The transcript has 10 exons.